ACUGUGUCAUGUCGACGGGCAGUGUGCGCCAUCUUGAAGCGAAACCAAAUCACGGGCAGAUCCCGCUCGCCUCCGCUCGCUCUCAUUCCGCGCUCGUUCACACCGUCCGCCCGGCUGAGCUCGAGGAUAAGCCGCACUGAAGGCUCGAGGCACAGGCACAGGCGAUGAUGGCAGGGGUUGGUGGAGGCAAUGAUUUCCAGUGGUGCUUCUCCCAGGUCAAAGGAGCCAUAGAUGAAGAUGUUGCAGAAGCGGACAUUAUCUCAACCGUUGAAUUUAACUAUUCUGGGGAGUUACUAGCCACAGGAGACAAAGGGGGAAGAGUCGUCAUAUUUCAGCGAGAACAGGAGAGUAAAAACCGCCCAUCCUCAAGAGGGGAAUACAACGUGUACAGCACUUUUCAAAGUCACGAGCCUGAGUUUGAUUACUUGAAAAGUUUAGAAAUCGAGGAGAAGAUCAAUAAAAUCAGAUGGCUCCCGCAACAGAACGCUGCACACUUUCUUCUGUCUGCAAACGACAAAACCAUCAAACUAUGGAAGAUCAGCGAAAGGGACAAACGAGCAGAAGGAUACAAUCUUAAAGACGAAGACGGACGACUGCGAGAUCCAUUUCGAAUCACAACACUACGGGUUCCUGUGCUGAUGCCGAUGGACUUGAUGGUGGAAGCAAGCCCACGCAGAAUAUUUGCAAAUGCACAUACAUAUCACAUCAAUUCCAUUUCAGUAAAUAGUGAUUAUGAAACAUACCUUUCUGCAGACGACCUCAGAAUAAACCUCUGGCAUUUAGAAAUCACAGAUAGAAGUUUUAACAUUGUAGAUAUAAAACCAGCCAAUAUGGAGGAGCUGACGGAAGUGAUAACAGCGGCCGAGUGUCACCCACACCAGUGUAACGUCUUUGUAUACAGCAGUAGUAAAGGAACCAUCCGCCUGUGUGAUAUGAGGGCCGCCGCGCUCUGCGAUAGACAUAGCAAAUUUUUUGAGGAGCCGGAAGAUCCCAGCAGCCGGUCGUUCUUCUCAGAAAUCAUCUCCUCCAUAUCUGACGUCAAGUUCAGCCACAGCGGUCGAUACAUGAUGACCCGCGAUUACCUCUCCGUUAAGGUCUGGGACCUGAAUAUGGAGAAUCGGCCCGUAGAGACCUACCAGGUACACGAGUACCUACGUAGCAAGUUGUGCUCGCUCUACGAGAACGACUGCAUUUUCGACAAGUUUGAGUGCUGUUGGAACGGUUCAGAUAGUGCCAUUAUGACGGGUUCCUACAACAACUUCUUUAGGAUGUUCGACAGGAACACGCGCAGGGACAUCACACUGGAGGCGUCGAGGGAGAACAGUAAACCCCGUGCCAUGCUCAAACCCCGCAAGGUGUGCACCGGCGGCAAACGGAAGAAAGACGAAAUCAGCGUGGACAGCCUGGACUUCAACAAGAAGAUCCUACACACCGCCUGGCACCCGAAAGAAAACGUCAUAGCUGUGGCCGCCACCAACAACCUGUAUAUAUUCCAGGACAAACUUAAUUAAAAAAAAAGAGAAAGAAAGAGAAUGAUUUAAAAACCAAGAAGAAACAAAAAUCAAGAAAAAGAAACAUCCCCUCCUCCCCGUUUUUCCCCCCCCGCGCGCAGGUCGGAGGAUGCUCAAGAAAUCUCGUACUUUGCAAUGAUAAGCCUAGUUGUUAAAUCCGUAAGAGAAUUAUGGCCCUGUUGUCAUCCCGACAAAGAAGCGAAGCACUUGUGUUUUUUCACACAUAAACCAGGAAGCUGAGAGACAUACCGUAUAUUUUGGAAAAAAGGCGUCUGUAAUUCACGACGACCCUAAAACAAAAAAACAAGGAGAAGGCCGAUAUCAACCAACCCUCCAGCCACACCAAUCGACAUUGAGGCUAGACCCACUUCCCAAAAGUCAUACAUGUAUUCGUCUUUCGGCUGAGCCUUACGUUUUUAUGAUUUGAUGACCAAAACGCUCCAGGAUGAGUAACGUCUCGCUGUCAAUCGUAUGUACUCGCUGUUUUCGAAAUUCAGGCCUUCAUGAGCGUUUGUUUAAUGCCUGUUAACAUUCCUUCCCCUGGCCCGACUCUCAGGCCUUGAUGUUCUACCUUUUAAGCACUUAAAAACAGGUCUCCAUUUUGGUCAGUGGACAGUUCUGUUUCUUUUUCCGUUUCUUUCGGUUUUAUUUUUGUUCUGUUUUUAUUUUAUACUUCUUUUUUCUUGUUUUCUCAUGCAUAAUAAUAUCUACUCACUGACUGUAUCUAUAUAUUACACCAUCUGGUGUCAAACCACUUAAUAAAAGUAACAUAACUACAAAGAGAAAGCGUUUUUACAUUAUGAGCAGGUAUGUAUGAUUUUUUUUUUUACGUUCUAUAUUUGCAUGUAAUCUGCAUAUGUAGAUCUGGAGCGCCAGUGGUUAAAAUGUGAAAUCAUCCUGCUGAACCCGUAUCGGCAGCAUUAUUGGGGAAUUCGACCCAAAAACUGUUGAAAUGACUUUAAACGACCUGAUUUUUAAUUUUAUGAACACAGCACUUGCAAACCAAACGUAAUUCCCUUAUAAUGUUCUGGUUGGGAAGCAAAUCUCCGUAUUGUACUACUUGAAUUUGCAGUUGCACUGUUUGAUUGAGGACAUUGGCCAUGAUAAGCAUCAGUAUUGCCGUCUGUUUCGCUGUUUUGAUAUUACGUUUUUCUUUUUUUACUUCGUAAAGGGAUUCUACCGCCUUAAGUCUGUAUGUCCUAUAAUAACAAUAGAUGAACUCAACAUCCCGUCGCCCAUAUGACGCCCGGCUACCUUCUACAUGCAUUAUCUUUUUUUAAUUUUAGCACUCCGUUUGUCCGUUCAUGUGCUGCUACGGUUUGUGCGGCUUAGUAUUUGGACACUAAUAUAUGAGAUAUCGUACGGUCGGUGACGGCCGUCGCCGAACACUCAAAUCGAACCCGACGUGUUCAGUGCCUCGAGACAAAACUGGCUUUCCUCCAGUCAAUCAAAGUUAACGGAUCACAUCCUGAUGUCGAGAUGGAGAAAUACGGAUUUAUUUCGCAUCAGGAUGCGGUUGACAACAUACAGUUUGUGUGCUGCUGAAUUUUGACAUGCGGCUGCGAAACUGAUGUCAAAAUGACAAACGUAACUUAACGGUUGACAAGUACAAAGUUGUUGUUCUAGCUGAUUGUGACGCUCUUAAAUCUGGGAACUGACAGGUCGGAUACGUACUCACAGACCUUGUUCCUUGUUAAAUGAUGAUGAUGCUAACAUUGUGAAAGUGUACACUUGUUUGAUUAUUUUUGACCAAAGUUAAAUAAAAUUUUAAUUGUGUUUAUCUGAA
Molecule: messenger RNA, 3297 nt
Organism: Labeo rohita (rohu)
Lineage: Eukaryota; Metazoa; Chordata; Actinopteri; Cypriniformes; Cyprinidae
Gene: ppp2r2d
Product: protein phosphatase 2, regulatory subunit B, delta
Exons: 10
Coding region: 165-1511 (448 amino acids)
Biological process (GO): peptidyl-serine dephosphorylation
Cellular component (GO): protein phosphatase type 2A complex; cytosol
Molecular function (GO): protein phosphatase regulator activity; protein binding
Source: RefSeq, a predicted model, not a curated record